ACACGAUGAAUCUAGCGCCAAAAUGUCCGCUGCGAGCUAAAACUCCAGCUGUACAACACGUGCGGACGGAGCCAACAUGGCCGCUACGCAGCUCAGUUGCAGCAGCAGCAGCAAGCAGCCCUCGGUGGGCGGAGCCUCUGGGAGGCUGAGUCUGGUCACAUGACCCGCGCGGAGCCAGACUUGACUAUCUCCAAUAUGGUGGCCAGCUUGGCAGGUCUACGGUUCCUGUUGAUGGUGUUAUUGUUGUUCUGCGGGAUUACACACAGCGCCUGCAGCCGAGAAGCCUCACAGGUGGUGGGGCUGCGACUCGAAGAAGACUCGGCGGGUCUGGUGUGGAUGAAGGAGCGGACCAUCUCAGCGCCGGAAGGAGCCACGUUCGGUCUCCGUCUCUUCUUCGGGGCUAAUCUGAAUGGAAGCUUGCCGAAGGUGGCGUUCGCAUGGGCAGCUGGAGCCGCGGCGGAGGUCGGCGAUGCCCCCGACCCGUGCGAAGACGAGUCCAACCGCCAGAAGUCCGCCUUCCAGGUGACCAAGGACCUGUUCCUGGACGAGGAGCACAGCGGGCUGCUGACGGUGGAGGUGGAGAGCAGCAUCGCCGAGAGAGGAGCUGACAGCGGUUACAGCUACCUGUGCGUGCUGAUCGGGGACAAUUGGGCUAAAGUGGGCCCGGACAAACUGCGGAUAAGUCCGGACAGAAGUCCUGAAAUAGACUACAUCCCUCCGUGGGGUCUGGCCCUGCUGGUGGUGCUGCUGCUGCUGAUCUGCGGGAUGUUGAGGACCGUGAACCUGAGCCUGCUGUGGCUGGACCCCGUGGAGCUUUACGUGCUCCACAGCUGCGGAUCCGAGGAGGAGAAACGAGCCGCCAAGCGCCUGGAGCCCGUCAGGAGGAGGGGGAACUUCUUGACAUGUUCUCUGCUGUUCCUCUGCGCGGUGGGACACUCGGUUCUGGGCGUGCUGCUGUACCGAGCUCUGGGCUCCAUCGUCUCCGGGGUCUUCAUCAGCGGCUUCCUCAUCUUCUUCCUGGCUGAGCUGCUUCCACACAUCCUGUGCUCUGGGUACGGCUUCCAGAUGGCCCCCGCGCUGACCUGGCUAGCUCAGGUCUGCAUGGUGCUCACCUGUCCCCUGUCCUGUCCUCUGGGCCUGAUCCUGGACCUGGGCCUGGGGAGGGACAUCAGUACCUGCGGGAUAAGGGAGCGAGCCAUGGAGAUGAUCAGAGCGAGCGUCAAUGACCCCUACAGUGAGUUUGUAAAGGAGGAGUUCAGCCAGGGGAUGCUGCGUUCAAAGACAGUGGAAGACAUCCUGACUCCCCUGAAGGACUGCUUCAUGCUGCCCAGCUCGGCCAUGCUCGACUUUUCCACCAUGUCUGAGAUCAUGCAGAGCGGCUACACCCGGGUGCCCAUUUACGAGGAGGAGAGGUCCAACAUUGUGGAAAUUCUUUAUGUGAAAGACUUGGCCCUGGUGGACCCGGAGGACUGCACCCCCAUGACGACCAUCACCAAGUUCUACAACCACCCACUGCACUUCGUCUUCAAUGACACCAAGCUGGAUGCCAUGCUGGAGGAGUUCAAGAAAGGUAAUUCUCACAUGGCCAUCGUCCAGAAGGUGAACAACGAGGGGGAGGGGGAUCCUUUCUACGAGGUGCUGGGACUGGUCACCUUAGAGGACGUCAUCGAGGAGAUCAUCAAGUCGGAGAUCCUGGAUGAGUCUGUCGGCUACCUGGACAGGAAGGUGAAGCGUCCCCCCGCUCCUCUGGAGAUCCCUCUGGAGCCUCGCAGCAGCCACGAAGAGUUUUCCCUUUUCAAGCCUCCUGAGGGAGAACCGAAGAUCCGCACGUCGCCGCAGCUGCUGCUGGCCACGCAUCGCUUCCUGUCCAGAGAAGUGGAGCACUUCAGCCCAGCUCGAGUGUCUGAGAAAGUCCUGUUCCACCUGCUCCGUCACCCCAGUGUGAACCAGGAGGUCCACUUUGACCACAACAACCGGCUGAGCCCGGUCCACUACUUGUACACCCGGAACCACCCGGUGGACUACUUCAUCCUCCUUCUGCAGGGCCGGGUGGAGGUGGAAAUAGGUAAAGAAGGGCUGAAGUUUGAGAAUGGUGCGUUCACUUACUACGGUGUUUCUGCUCUGACGCUGCCCUCUUCAGGUGACACGCCUUCAGUAUCUGAACGCUCUCAUGGCGUCACGUGUCGGGCAGAGUCCAGAUCCUCCAGAGAUCAAGAUUCUGCCCAACAGUCAGACCAAGCUGCUAAAUGAGAGAAACACAGCACAAGGUGGCAGCAGAACCCAGGAGAGCUCCACAGAAGAGGAGGCUCAUGGGUAGCCACGGCCCAUCAGGUCUCUUAUUUAAGAGACAAAGACAACAAAUGAAACCACAUCCAGAGGGUUUUUUCUGUUAUUUUUUAUUGCUAAAUAUUCCAUGGCUGGAGCGUAGUUUGUGGAGAACACCGGAGGAGGGAUUUUAUUUUGAAAUCCUGUUUUAUGUAGACCUCCUGCUCAUGUUUCGUCUCCACCUUCAUUCCUUUCUUUGGUUUCAGUUCAGUGAUUAUUUCUGAUGUUUCUGUAUAUAAGUUUGUAUAAACAUAGAGACUGAAGACAGAGGUGAACCUCAGAGUAUAUGUGAUGUCAUGGUUUCAAUAAUCGAGCCAAACUGAAGCGUUUUUUUGAUGAACAAACUUUGACAGUUCUGCUGGAAAAUGGAAGAAAAGUUGAGUCGCUGUAUGGAAACUUCUUCACUCCUCCUGACAGACUGGUGUUAAAAAAACACUUUAUUCGAUCUGUUUGAGGUCAUUUUAUAGUGAAAGUGCUUUGAUUUGAUCGACCUGUGAAUAUUUAGCCCUAAAUGAUAGUGAGCUGUCCUGGGUCCUUACUUCAGCCCUGAGAAAAGAUGCUGAACACAAGAAAAUAUUUCUACACCUUUUAUAUCUCAGCUAAACUUAAAGGAGAUUCAGUUACAUUUAGAGAAAAGAUAUACAGACACCUGCAGAAACACUAACAAGAGUUGUGCUGUACCCUAAUAAUAAUAAUAAUAAUAAUAAUAAUAAUAAUAAUAAUAAUGAGAAGAUUAAGACAGAACUGUUGUCAGAAUUGUUUUUAUCACAGAGCAGUUGUGUCUGAUCCUGAACCUGGAUCUGCACCAUCCUGCAUCUGUUUGUUGUUUUCAUGACUCCAAACAGCAUGAGAAACAUGUGACACGUGUGGGAUAGUGGUCCUCCAGAACCAGGACAGGACACCUUUGCUGUAGCUGGACAGCUACACAUCUCAGAGUAAUUUCCAUUUGUAUAUAUAUUUAAUUGAAGUAAUCUAUAAAAUAUAUUAUAACCUAUUCCAGGUUAAUGCAAAUAAAACUCAAUUAUUUAUUAGAUUGAAGUUAAGUCCGUUUUUUCCUCUCAUCUGUCACCAACUGACCCUUGACCUCUUGAUUUAUUUUAUAUAAUCAGGUUUUACUGAAAAUAAAGCUUUUUUAUGGAUUGAAACUAACAGAUUAAUAAAUAAAUGUCUGCUUUUACCUAAAAAAAAUGAAAUAUGCUAGUGGUUGGAGAGGGAUCACCUGUUUCAUUUUGUUUAAAUGGUGCCUUUCUUCCUGGGUUUCAGCUCUAAACUUGUGUUACUAGUUUUUACUUUUUUCAUUUCUCUGGGUGCCAAAGUUACCUAUUUAUGCAUAUGAGUGUGUGUCUGUGUGAGUGUGUGUGUGUGUGAGUGUGUACUUAAGCAUUUGUCCAUUUGAACAACAAAAGUCUCUGAUGUUGGUUAAAAAGAGUCCUUUGUUGAAUUUAUGGGAACUUGUCAUCUCAUUUGAACUUUUAGAGCUUAAUAAUGCUUAAUAAUAAUAAGUUAUAAUGUGACAAGUUAAAGGUGUCUCCAUGGUCUGUCUGUUCAUCAGAGGGUUCAAAUUGGAAAAAAAUGGAAUAAAAAUUAAGUUUGAACCUUAAUAUGGGUUGAUACCCGACCAGCUGGUCUGUGAAAGCAGGAAAUGUUAGCUUUUUUUUUUUAUUUAACAGGAAAAGAUUAUUAAAAAUCAAGCCUGACUCAGCAUAAUUGCUGUUUUACA
Molecule: messenger RNA, 4045 nt
Organism: Austrofundulus limnaeus
Lineage: Eukaryota; Metazoa; Chordata; Actinopteri; Cyprinodontiformes; Rivulidae
Gene: cnnm3
Product: cyclin and CBS domain divalent metal cation transport mediator 3
Biological process (GO): transport; magnesium ion homeostasis
Cellular component (GO): plasma membrane
Molecular function (GO): transmembrane transporter activity
Source: RefSeq, a predicted model, not a curated record